AUGGGUGACGGAAGAUUCAUUGACUUCCAAUUCCAAGUUUUGAAUUCAAGCCUAAGACCCAGGUUGGGCAAUGCUACUGCCAAUAAUACUUGUAUUGUUGAUGAUUCCUUCAAGUAUAAUCUGAAUGGUGCUGUCUACAGUGUUGUAUUCAUCCUGGGUCUGAUAACCAACAGUGCCUCUCUGUUUGUCUUCUGCUUCCGCAUGAAAAUGAGAAGUGAGACAGCUAUUUUUAUCACCAAUCUGGCCCUCUCCGAUUUGCUCUUUGUCUGCACUCUACCUUUCAAAAUAUUUUACAAUUUCAAUCGCCACUGGCCUUUUGGUGACACUCUCUGCAAGAUCUCUGGGACUGCAUUCCUUACCAACAUCUAUGGGAGCAUGCUCUUCCUCACCUGUAUUAGCGUGGAUCGUUUCCUGGCCAUUGUUUAUCCCUUCAGAUCUCGUACCAUUAGGACCAGGAGGAAUUCUGCCAUUGUGUGUGCUGGAGUCUGGAUCCUGGUCCUCAGUGGUGGUAUUUCAGCCUCCUUGUUCUCAACCACUAAUGUCAACAAUACAACCACAACCUGCUUUGAGGGCUUCUCCAAACGUGUUUGGAAAACUUAUUUGUCCAAGAUCACCAUAUUUAUUGAAGUUGUUGGCUUCAUCAUUCCUCUGAUAUUGAAUGUCUCUUGUUCUUCUGUGGUGCUGAGAACCCUCCGCAAGCCUGCUACACUGUCUCAAAUUGGGACCAAUAAGAAAAAAGUGCUGAAGAUGAUCACAGUGCAUAUGGCAAUCUUUGUGGUCUGUUUUGUACCCUACAACUCUGUUCUCUUCCUGUAUGCCCUGGUGCGCUCUCAAGCCAUUACCAAUUGCUUUUUGGAAAGAUUUGCUAAAAUUAUGUACCCAAUCACCUUGUGCCUUGCAACUCUUAACUGUUGCUUUGACCCUUUCAUCUAUUACUUCACCCUUGAGUCCUUUCAGAAGUCCUUCUACAUCAAUACCCAUAUCAGGAUGGAGUCCAUGUUUAAGACUGAAACACCUCUUACCACAAAGCCUUCCCUUCCAGCUAUUCAAGAGGAAGUCAGUGAUCAAACAACAAAUAAUGGUGGUGAGUUAAUGCUAGAAUCCACCUUCUAG
Eptesicus fuscus (big brown bat) is the source of this 1113-nucleotide messenger RNA. RefSeq names its product lysophosphatidic acid receptor 4 (gene LPAR4). The record is from RefSeq and is a predicted model, not a curated record. NCBI's taxonomy places the organism in Eukaryota, Metazoa, Chordata, Mammalia, Chiroptera, Vespertilionidae. Gene Ontology annotation, cellular component: membrane. The coding region runs from base 1 to 1113 and encodes 370 amino acids. Gene Ontology annotation, biological process: positive regulation of Rho protein signal transduction; phospholipase C-activating G protein-coupled receptor signaling pathway. The transcript has a single exon. Gene Ontology annotation, molecular function: lysophosphatidic acid receptor activity.